Molecule: messenger RNA, 2111 nt
Organism: Coregonus clupeaformis (lake whitefish)
Lineage: Eukaryota; Metazoa; Chordata; Actinopteri; Salmoniformes; Salmonidae
Gene: depdc1b
Product: DEP domain containing 1B
Exons: 11
Coding region: 123-1721 (532 amino acids)
Biological process (GO): intracellular signal transduction
Source: RefSeq, a predicted model, not a curated record
CGUAGCUAGGCUAGCUUCUCAUUGGCAUGUUAUGUUUUCAGCAGUAACAACAGUCUGCAAUAAUAUUUGUAAAACCUCGCUUAUGAAAGCUGUGCAACUUUUGUGUGUCUUAUUAGACCAGAAUGGAGGGCAAAAUGAUCGGACCGGGUCCGUACAGGGCAACAAAGUUGUGGAAUGAAACUAUCAAGCUCUUCCGUGGAGGCAUGCCACUGAAAAGACACUGGGCAUACUUCCGUAGCUAUGACAACAGCUUCACUGGAUCCGAGGCUGUUGAUUGGCUACAUGAGCUGCUGAAGCGGAACCAUAACUUUGGGCCGGAGGUGACCCGGUACCAGACCCUACAACUGCUCAGGAAAUUCAUGAAGAACCACGUCAUUGAGGAUGUUAAGGGCCGUUAUGGGAAGGAAGACUUUGAGGACAGUGGUCAAGUCUACAGGUUUCCGCCUACAUCCCCCCUGAAGCCCCUGCCUCAGCGGCCCCCAGUGUCAGAGAACUGCGACCUGCCCCGGCUCAUCCGCUGGGACGACUACGAGGAACUGCCCCAGCCAGAGAAGAUCCCCAUGAAGCCUCUGGUCCUGAACUCAGAGAUGUGGAACAAGAGACACAGCAUAGCCAUCGGAGAGGUGCACGAGUGCAAGAUCAUACGCAGGAGUGACAUCACCCCCAAGCAAGUCGACCAAAUCUGGAAGUCAAUGACAAUCGCACAUUUGCAGAGAGUGCUCGGUCUGAAGACAAUGGAUGGAGUGUUGGAUCCCAAACGCGUGAAUGCGAAGCAUAUCAUUCACAAUGUAUUCAGUGUCAACAAAACAGGAAUAGUCAUUCUGAAGAACAAAGCGGAGGACAUGCCCUAUUGGGUUUUAUCAGCAAUGAAGUGCCUAGCCAACUGGCCCAACGGUAGGGAGACCAAGCAGCCCAUGUACCCAGGCUUUGAGCGUGACGUGCUGCGGACGGUGGCUGAGUACUUCCAGAGACUCAAAGAGCCCCUGUUGACCUUCCAGCUCUAUGAAGUCUUUGUCAACAUUCUCAGUCUGCUGCAGCAGAAAGAAGUGGCAGCGGAGGCCCUCCAGGUGUGCAGCCUCCUGCUGCCCCCGGCCAACCGCCGCAGACUCCAGCUGCUCCUCCGCCUCAUGGCCAGGGUCUGCCAGAACCCCGCCCUUCCCCCGCUUAACGACGCCAUAGCAACACGCACCCUGAUGGUGCAGACAUUCUCGCGCUGCAUCCUGGGCUCUGCAGAGGAGGUGGACCUGGACGAGCUCCUGGCCACCAAGCUGGUCACCUUCAUGAUGGAGCACCACGAAAGUGUCCUCAGGGUGCCGUCUAGCCUGCACAGACACGUGGAAGAUCACCUCUCCCACCUCAGGAGGGUACAGAUAAAGUAUGCAGGUGCAGAUACAGACGCCUCCCUGGCGUCUCCGUCGUACUGCAGGCAGAUCAGCAGGGCAGAGUUUGAGGAGCAGAGGGUCUCCAGCUCCCAGGGGCCCAUGCAGGAGCUGCUGGAGGGCCUCAUCGCAGACACUGAGCUCUCAGCCAAGGACAAGAGGAAGAGACUCAAGCAGUUCCAGAAGUCCUAUCCGGAGAUCUACCGCAGGCGGUUCCCAACAGCGGAGAGCAAGGCUGCCGUCCUACCAGAGAAAGCUCCACGGCUCAAACCCCAGCUCAUGCUCCUAACCCUGAAGAAACCCUUCCAGCCUUUCCAGAGGAGCUGGAGCUUUAGGGCCUAAACUCUCACCUCUGACUCUGCACGUCUGACCACUACAGUGUGGCCAGGAGACAUGGGUGUUGGAGUGUUUGGAGCAUGUUCCACAGCAGGUCAAUGAGAAUAGAAUUCACAGGGGUAAAGUGGCAAUGGUAUGGAAUAGUGUUGCCAAUUUGACUUACUAUAGUAGAAACUACUGUUAAACUAAGAAGAGAAGGAUGCUAGGAAUCCAUAAAGGGCAGCUUGUGUUAGCCAACAUUUAAACAGUGAAUGGAAAUGAUCAUGCAUAACAUAGGUCUAUAGAAUUGGUCACUACGGGUAGAAUUACUCAUUUGUGUGCCAUGUUUUUUAAAUAUUAUUUUUGUUGUAUUUUUUAUUUAUUUUUUUCUCCCCAAUUUCAAUCUUGUCUCAUCGC